Molecule: messenger RNA, 5357 nt
Organism: Brienomyrus brachyistius
Lineage: Eukaryota; Metazoa; Chordata; Actinopteri; Osteoglossiformes; Mormyridae
Gene: tecpr1a
Product: tectonin beta-propeller repeat containing 1a
Exons: 25
Coding region: 127-3714 (1195 amino acids)
Cellular component (GO): membrane
Source: RefSeq, a predicted model, not a curated record
CCUGGACUCGGCGUAAAUAUUGAAUGUGGUUCUACAGUAGUGCUGAAGACAGGGCGAAAGGGCUACUGCGAAAUUCUCAUUUUAAUCACCCGUACUUUUGUAUGAAGGACAAAGGAAGGGUGCACCAUGCCUAGCUCCCUCCUGUGGGCAGUGGACGUGUUCGGCAGGGUAUAUAGCCUGUCCCCCACAAGCCAGCAGUGGGACCUGUGCAAGGAUGCUCAGCUGGAGAUCAAGCGCAUCACCGCCACACAGCAGUGUUGCUGGGCCAUUGCCUGUGACCACCAGAUCUACCUGAACGUCUACGCCAGCGACGUGCCCAUCCGCUACCAGGAGGAGACGUAUGAGAACCAGCGAUGGAACCCCAUGGACGGCUUCUCAGACCGGCUGCUGCCCAGUGACCGCUGGCAGUGGAGCGAUGUGACGGGCCUGAAGCACCAGCCGCUGGACAGCUUCCAGCUGCCCUCAGACAACUGGGAGUGGGAGGCGGACUGGUAUGUGGACGAGAACUUCGGCGGGGAAGCCACUGAGAAAGCGGGCUGGACGUACGCCAUCGAUUUUCCAGCCAGCUACACCAAAGACAAGAAGUGGAACUCCUGCGUCCGUCGCCGGCGAUGGAUCCGCUUCAGGAGGUACAAGGCACGGGACACCUGGGCCAAGGUAUCUGAGCAGGUCUCCUCAGAACUACCCGGGUCGCUCCCAGACCCGUUCAGUGACAUCAGUUGUGGGGGUUGGGAGAUCACCGAGGAGCCCAUGGGUCAGAUCUCGCUGUGGGCAGUCACUCUGCAGGGGAAGGUCUGGUUUAGGGAGGGCAUUCACCACCAAAACCCUGAGGGCUCAGCCUGGGUGGAGGUGCAGUGCCCAGGGGAAGUGGUGCAGAUCAGCUGUGGCCCAGGGGACCUGGUGUGGGCUGUCAUGUGGGAGGGUCACCUCCUGGUCCGGGAGGGCAUCGGGAGGGACUGUCCCAAAGGAACCUCCUGGGCGGUAGUGCAAUCCCCCAGCCCUGAGUUCGGUGCCAUCCACGUAGCUGUGGGCAUCAAUGUGGUAUGGGCUGUCACGAAGGAUCGCAAGGUUUGGUUCCGACGGGGCAUAAACUCUCACAAUCCCUGUGGUUCAGGCUGGAUUUCCAUGGUGGGAGAAAUGGUGAUGAUAGAUGUUGGUGUCAAUGACCAGGUGUGGGGUAUCAGCUCGGAGGAUCGGGCCGUGUACUUCCGGCAGGGCGUCACCUCCAGCGAGCUCAGUGGAAAGGCAUGGAAGGCGCUGACAUCGCUCCGGGACGGGGACCGGUCCAGCUCCAGGUCCAGCGCCGGCAGCCUGGCCAGUGCUGGCUGCUUCUUCAGUAAUGAGGUGACAGUGCAGAACCAGGGGUCUGUGACCAGUGACAUGGACAUGGAGCCAGAGGGGGCAACGGGGGGGAAUCCAGAUGCCAAGGAGCAAGCUGACGCUUCCAAGCGGCGCCUCCCGAAGGUGACCAGCGACAGCUUCAUCUCCGAGCUGGUGUCCGACCGAGAAGGCCAGCCAGAGAAGCAUGAGGGCACAGCGGUGGCCCCCAUCCCGGAGGAGGAGGCCGAAACGGAGCAGGAAGUGAAGGUGGCCCCUGCCGUGGUGCUCUCCCUCAGCCCGUCGGGCAGGCCGGAUCACCACUGGAGCAACGUCGACCUGGAGGAGGCGCAGGGCCGCCUAGCUGGGGGCCGCCCGGCCUCCGACCCUGGUGAUAGCUGCAGCCUGUCCUCCGUGGCCACAUACAACCUGGACGAGCCGUACGGGGCCGACGAUCAUCCCAUCUGGGCAUGGGUCAACGGGGGCAGCUGUGCCGUGGACUCGCACUCGCAGCUCAACUGGUUCAACUCGGGCGUUUCCUCUGCACAGUCCAUGUCCUUGUCCGUGUCCCCUGCGCAGACAGCGGCCUGGCGCAAGCAGAUCUUCGAGCAGCUCAGCGAGAGGUCCAAGCGGGAGAUGGAGAACUUCAGGCAUUACGAGCAGGCGGUGGAACAGGCGGUCUGGGUGAAGAAGGGCACCAUGCAGUGGUGGAGAGACUGGAAGCCCUACAAGUGGGUAGAUGUCCACUUUGCACUGGAGCAGUUCUGCGGCACCGACGGCAACAAAGAGGGAAUCAUCUUCAUCUACUACACCUUUAAUGAAGAGAAGAAGUACCUGCACACCUUCAUAAACGAGGUGACCAUUUUGGUGCCGGUGCUCAGUGAUUCCAAGCACACCUUCGCCAUCUACACCCCGGAGAGAACCAAACAGCGCUGGCCCAUCCGCCUGGCUGUGUCCACAGAGCAGGAGAUGCAUGACUGGCUCGCCCUCCUGAGUGUGUCCUGCUGCGACUCGAGGGGCAUCCAGGGCCCCCCAUCCAAACAGGCCAUAUGGUCUGUCACCUGCAAGGGGGACGUCUUUGUCAGUGAGCCCGCACCCAGCCUGGAGGCCUCGCCCUACCCCAUGCCUUGCGAUCAGAUGUACUGGCAUCAGAUCGGGGGGCAUCUGCACGUCAUAGAGUGCAACAGUUUGGGCGUGGUGUGGGGCAUUGGGUAUGACCACACCGCCUGGGUCUACACUGGGGGCUAUGGAGGCGGCUUCUUCCAGGGACUGGCGAGCAGCACAGACAACAUCUACACGCAAACGGACACAAAGAGCGUAUACAUCUACGAGAAUCAGCGCUGGAACCCAGUCACAGGAUACACCAACAGGGGUCUGCCCACUGACCGCUACAUGUGGAGCGAUGCCUCAGGACUGCAGGAGUGCACUAAGGAGAACACCAAGCUCCCCUCCCCACAGUGGGCCUGGGUGAAUGACUGGACCAUCGACUACAACGUCUCCGGAGGAACAGACAAGGAGGGCUGGCAAUAUGCUGCUGAUUUCCCAACGUCAUUUCAUGGCUCUAAGACACUGAAGGACUUUGUCAGGCGUAGACGUUGGGCCAGAAAAUGCAAACUCACAACAACUGGCCCCUGGAAGGAGGUGCCUCCCAUCCCGCUGUCUGAAAUCACCAUCCUGCCCUGCAUGGCCGCGAGCAAAUUGGAGCAUGUGCCUCUGUGGGCCAUCAGCAGCAAAGGAGACGUCCUGUGUCGCCUGGGUGUCACUCUGCAGGCUCCCGCUGGUACCUCCUGGCUUCACGUGGGGACAGACCAGCCGUUCAAGUCCAUCUCCAUAGGUAGUGCUCACCAGGUGUGGGCUAUUGCCAGGGACGGCUCAGUGUUCUACAGGGGUUCCGUGUCUCCUCAGAACCUUGCAGGCGACUGCUGGUACCACAUCCCAUCCCCACCUCGGCAGAAGCUAAAACAGGUGUCUGUGGGGAGAACCUCCGUGUACGCAGUCGAUGAAAACGGUAACCUGUGGUUCCGUCAGGGUCUCACUCCCAGUUACCCGCAGGGUUCGUCUUGGGAGCACAUCUCCACCAACGUCCGCAAAGUCUCUGUUGGGCCUCUGGACCAGGUGUGGAUAAUUGCAGAUAAAGUUCAAGGCAGCCACAGUCUGAGUUGUGGCACCGUCUGUCGCCGGCUGGGCGUGCAGCCCAUGGAGCCCAAGGGACUGUCCUGGGACUAUGGAAUCGGGGGGGGGUGGGAGCACAUCACUGUGAGGGGGAACUCGACGGAAGCCCCACGCAUCAACAUGCCCAGCAUGCUCGGGGGCCCCACCCCGGCCAGCGGGACCCCACGCAGCACCCCGCCUGUCAGCAUCCCAGACGUGAUGAACGGGAAUGCCGUCAGGUCGUAAAGGAGGCGUGGCCUCCUCGCCCUCCACAUCACUCCAGUUAUCUUCUGCCCCUGAGCCUUCUCUGCCCAUUGUCCCACAAUGCACUUCAGUCAGUCACCUCGUUUGGCUCUCAUUCACUCCUCAGACAUUCCUGUUACAUUUCAGGAUAGUCACUCCCAUCUUCAGUCCACUCUGUUAUUCCUUUCUGGUGUUUUUUUUUUUGUUUGUUUUUUUUAACGUUGCUGUUCCUGUUUACUGGUUUUGUUUAGUUUUUGUUUUGCGUUUGCACACUGCGUGACAUUCCAGUAUCAUUUUUUGUGCAGAUCAGUAGGUGACGCUGUCAUGCAUAUCCUUGUUUGACUGUUUUUUUGUCUUUAGUUCUUACCUGAGAUCCCUUUUUUUCCCCCAGUGUGUUGAAAGGAACACUUAACUGUCAGUUAUGGGGCAAUAUUGUAUGGUACUGACGACGAAGUACAAGAGUUUGCUGAUUGUCAUGGUGAUGUGAGCAAAGCAGCAUUCAGUAAAGCGGAUUUGCUUUUUGAUCUUAUUUUAGGUCAGUUUUCUUUAAUUAGGAAACGUGACAGGGAGUUUGGAACUGAUAGCAUAUAAUGCCAGUUGCUGGCAACAGGUAUUUUACUUUUUGCACUAGAGGGAAUGUGGGAUAGGACUUUAAUAUAAAUGGAAUGUUCUGAAAGCUGAUAGUAAAACUGAUUUUGCACAUCAGCUGACAUGUGACAGAUUUUUCCCAACUUCCCCUGUUUUGCACUUGAGGUUGAAGCUGUGAAGGGGGUAAGGUCAUCUUUAUGGUGGACAGGCACAUUUUAAAAAUGUAUUUUAGCAUUAAUUUCACUGUCAAAAAAUAUAUGUAAAAUACUAAUAUUUAUUCCUUUUUCUGUGAAGCUGAAAAAUAAAUAUUUUCUUCUCAGGUACUUAUACAACACCACUCCAUCCCUUUGCACAAUCAUGAACUGUAACGGUAUCAUUCACGGUUUUUUUUUUUUUUUUUUUUUUUUUACAAAAGUUUGGGGGAUUAAAAGGGGAAAUAUUUAUUAUUCAGUAUAUUGAUUAUUAAAAAGAAGUUUACAUUUGUCAUUACAAAUAACUGUUUAAAAAAAAAUGAAUAAAGAAUGAGUUUAAAAAAAAAUGUAUGGAAGGCAGAAAACAAUCAUCUUUUGACCCGUCACAGUAAAGUGAGUGAUGGUGCGACAGUUUACUAUUGUAAGGAUGACAUUAGGCAUUAUUUGUACAGAGGUCUGUUUGGUGUUGUUGUACUGUCGCACUUCUGAUUUGCACAAGUUGGUCUGUAUUUGAUGAAUUAUGCACAUAGAGGCAUUCUACACUAAGUGGGUUUUCAAUCCCUUAAAUCAUUACAUUUCCAUUCUACAUUAAGAUGUCUGUGUUUGUUUUUUAGGAGUGAUCUGUAACAUGGAAAGAUCAGCCUGGCUUUCACAGACUAGCAUUUCCUGUCUCAUUGUAUGCUACCCAACUUGGGACGGUUGUACUACUAUACACUAUGAUUUUGUUUGUUGUGUGUUUUUCCCAGCGUGUGCAUGGUUAGUGUGUCCUCAUUGAAUGUUUUCUUUAGCUUACAUGAUUUUUGUGUAUUUUACCAUAGUUUUGCUCAAUGUGUUGCUCUAAAUGAAUAAAUGCUAGUGUUGACUAAA